Messenger RNA from Melanotaenia boesemani (Boeseman's rainbowfish), 2406 nucleotides. It is a transcript of the gene clk2b, whose product is annotated as CDC-like kinase 2b. Gene Ontology annotation, biological process: protein phosphorylation; regulation of RNA splicing. Gene Ontology annotation, molecular function: ATP binding; protein tyrosine kinase activity. The transcript is spliced from 12 exons. Gene Ontology annotation, cellular component: nucleus. NCBI's taxonomy places the organism in Eukaryota, Metazoa, Chordata, Actinopteri, Atheriniformes, Melanotaeniidae. The record is from RefSeq and is a predicted model, not a curated record. The coding region runs from base 250 to 1431 and encodes 393 amino acids.
UUUAUAAAGCUGUGUGAGUUGUUCCUGUCUAGAAAUGACUGUGCUGAAAGCUAUCUGCAGCAUGUAGAACAGGACAGGUGUGCCAAAACAUACUGGAGGGUUAAGGAGGUGCAAGGAGGAGACUCCUUGUACUCUAACGUCUCUGCUGCUUUAGCUGCCCCUCUGCUUCACCUCAAAGCAACAUCCCUCCAUCCACUUCUCCUCCACUUAAACUUGACCCUUCUCUGAGCAGAUCGUCACUUCUGUGUGAUGGGGAAGAAAAAACUGUUUGCUCUGUUUAAGGAUUUUCUGGAUUGUAUUAGUCUCUGCCUGUCUCGGAGCAGCGCUGAGGCUGCAGGCAACAAAAAGCGGGACACUGAAAACGGUCACCUGAUCUACAAAAGCGGGGACAUCCUGGAGGACAGAUUCUUUCUUACAGAUGAGAUAGUCGACACUUUAGGUGAGGGGACCUUUGGGAAAGUGGUGCAGUGUUUCGACCACAGCAGAGGUGGAGGACGAGUAGCUCUGAAGAUCAUUAAAAACCAGGAGAAAUACAGAGAAGCAGCCAAACUGGAAAUCUAUGUGCUGGAGAAGAUCAGUGAGAGAGAUCCGCACCUCAAACAUAACUGUGUGCAGAUGCUCGACUGGUUUAACUACUACGGACAUGUGUGCAUCUCUUUUGAGCUGCUGUCUCUCAGCACCUUCGACUUCUUGAAAUCAAACAACUUCCUGCCUUAUCCAAUUAACCAGAUCCGACACAUGGCGAGGCAGAUCUGCCACGCUGUCAGCUUUCUCCAUGACAACAAGCUGACUCACACCGACCUGAAGCCUGAGAACAUCCUCUUUGUCAACUCCAACUACUCCCUCAUAUACAACGCUGAGAAGAAGUGCAAUGAAAAGAGAGUAAACGACACCACAGUGAGGCUGGUUGACUUUGGCAGCGCCACCUUUGACCACGAACACCACUCUGUCAUCAUCUCUACGCGUCACUACCGAGCCCCAGAGGUCAUACUGGAAUUAGGUUGGAGUCAGCCCUGUGAUGUGUGGAGUAUCGGCUGCAUCCUGUUUGAAUACUACGAAGGCUUCACUCUGUUCCAGACUCACGACAAUAAGGAACAUCUUGCCAUGAUGGAGAAAAUACAGGGACCCAUUCCUCAAAGAAUGAUUCAAAGAAGCAGAAAGCAGAAAUAUUUCCAUCACGGUCGUCUAGCCUGGAAUGAGUCUUCCAAGGCUGGACGCUUUGUUAAAUCCAAAUGUAAACCGCUUAAGAAGUACUUGUUAUCACAUGGGACAGAGCACCACCUGUUUUUUGAUCUGUUGGAGCGGAUGUUGGAGUACGAGCCCUCAAAGCGUAUCACUCUUUCCUCUGCUCUGCGCCACCCCUUCUUCCUGCCCCUCCAACAGCCUGGAAGGACUCAUGUCUGGAGGAAGAGCUGCGAUCUGAGCAGAUAACCCCAAAUAUCUAUUUAAGCUUAUUUGGACCAUACUACAGUGUUUUCAAGUUUUAGCAUCAUCACAACAAAUUGCAUGUAUUUUCUAUUCAAAUAAGGAGUGGCCUCUUUAAAGCAGGCCUGAUUUAUUUGAUAUGUAUAAAUGAAGACAAACAGAGAAAUCUUGAAAUUCAAACAAGGUAAAGGUGGAUUACAUUAAUCAAACAAUGAAAGAUUGUUAACAGCAGCAGAGGAAAAGAACAGGUUUUGAAGUCUGACAGUGAUAAUAUACUUGGAAAAAGUCUGAACGUCUGCAGUGAGCCGACUGAAAGUAAGAAGGGAAGAAAUUUGACCAUAUUAAAGCAUUUUAAAUGUAAAUGUUAAGCAAACAUUUUAUCUAAAAGAACUUAGAAAAUGUCUUUUCUGUUCAUGUUUUCAUACAUUUUUCUAUUUCUUUUCUACUGUCCCAGCUUUUAUUUGCUUAUCAUUUAUGUCUUAGUAUCCUGAAAAUACAAAAUUCAGGAUGUUUUCUCUUAACAUACAGUCUUAAAAUCCCUGCUUGUUAAACUAAUACUCACAGAACGGCAACAUACUACUAAGCCAUCUGAAAUCCAGCCAUGUUUUAGUCCAGAAAAAAAUCUCCUAGAACCUAGAACCAUAACUCGUAUGGAAAUGAGCUGAACUGUAAACAGUGUACCCAUAAAAAAGCAAAUGUUGUCUUAAUACAUGAGUAGAAGGAAAUAAGUUAAAUAUGGUAAAACCACAGGUUUGGAUCUGUUUAGACACCCCACCUCCCAGUAGAUAGAUGGUGGUCCUGAUGGAAAAUAUGUUUAAAAAAAUUAGUAAAGCAGAUUUUUAAUGUAUCUCUAAAAUUUAGAGGAUAUGUUCUAGAAAUACUAAAGUUUCAAGAGUAUCUCUAAGAUAUACGUGUGCUACAGUCACCUUAUAAUAGUUAUUGUAGUAAUAGUAAUUUGUCGUUUUUUUUCAAUAGAUUUUG